Molecule: messenger RNA, 4286 nt
Organism: Mercenaria mercenaria
Lineage: Eukaryota; Metazoa; Mollusca; Bivalvia; Venerida; Veneridae
Exons: 3
Coding region: 907-3663 (918 amino acids)
Source: RefSeq, a predicted model, not a curated record
CAAGACUGCAUGUUAUUAAAACUCAUAAAAUAUAUUUCUAAAAGCCAGGGAUAGAGUGUAUUUUAUUUGGCACCAAACGCCCAGUAUAAAAAGCACAAUGGCGGGAAAUGAUGUUACGGUUUAUGUCAAAUGUUUGGUGAACUAGUGACUAAUUCGAAGAAACAGUAGGUUGUGUGAGAGUUUUGCACAUUGUAUGUAUUGAUUUCAUAUAUUACUGUCGCUUAACAGACGAAUAAACGACUUGUAAAAAAAUUAAUUUCACGUAACUUCAUCCGCCGUUUGAAAUUUUACACGGCGCAAACGUACUACUUUCGUAGAGGUUGACAGAGACGAAAUUGAGGCCAGUACCGAUAACUCUUAAAAAGACAUUGGGGACGUCUAUUCACGUUGGCGUAAGAAAACAUCCGUCUGGUUAUAGCCUAAUUUGCACAGUUUUUUUCUAUCAUUAUUUGAAUCAGUAUUGAAUAAAAUAAUUUAUUUUCAUAUUUCAAUUACAUACUUAUAAUGUUAUUCAUCAGUUAUUUAUUUUAGCGCUCAAAAUGAGAUCGAGAGUUUCAGCAUAUUUUUUUAAAAAAGAAGUCCACUUGACAUAAAUACAGUAAACUUAAAACAUUCUGUAGUGCCGUUUUAAUGUGACAACUCACAAAUAUAUAGCCGCAGUUCUGUAAAUAAUAUGCGGAUGUAAAUACAGUAUGCUUAAAACAUUCUGUCGUGACGUGUUUUCAAGUACCUUUUAAUGUAACAACUCACAAAUAUAAAGCCGCAGUUCUGAAAAUAAUGUGCGGAUGUAAUGUCGGAAGUUUUACAUGAAGCUUAUUGAAAUUCAAUAAUUUCAAAAAUUUGAAACUUCAUUCAUUGACUACAGGACAUAUCCGAAGCACAACAACUGAAACAAUUUCAUUGACAAUGUUGCACGCUGUUUAUGACGUUCUUAUAGCAUCUAUGCUAGUUGUGUUGCAUAUUAAAGCUGACUGUGACAGUCCUCCGAAUAUUGCAAAUGCGGACAACAACAUCACUGGUACUCCACCUUAUUCGGAAAAUACAACUGUGCGAUAUGACUGUAACCUUGGAUACAAUCCGACGGGAACCAGCCGAUUUUACACCUGCUAUGGCAACACAUGGACUGACGGUAAAUUUCGGUGCGAGCAAAUAUUCUGCUCAUACGUGAAACCUCCAGAAAAUGGCUAUGUAGUGAACAAACCAACAAAUGAAGUCGGAACUUCAAUCAAAUUUGCCUGCAAUGUUGGGCAUGAUAUUUCUGGAGCUGACUUGAUGAGAUGCCGAACAGACGGCAAAUGGAGUCCUUCUGCGCCCCCUACAUGCAUCCCUAAGGAUUGUGGGGAAUUUGGGUCUAUACAGUAUGCAGAUACAUUUCAAGAUACUACAGAAAUCGAAAGGAACCAUUACGGCAGUGUCACAGAGGUUACGUGUCGAAAUGGAAGAGUUCUAAACGGACCGCCUCGUAUCAGAUGUGAAGCUGAUGGCCAAUGGAGUGAUCGGCCAACGUGUGAAUUCUUGGAUUGUCCCCAAUAUCCAAAUACAAACGCGUCGUGUGUAAAGCAUUCUGUACUGUCUGGCGAGUUUUAUUUCCUCAUUUGUAAGGAAGAGAUAUCUACCAAGACUGGUCCUUCUGCUGCAGAAUGUAUAUCAGGUGCUUGGGAUUCCCUUGAAAUGGCUUGCUUUUGUGACUGUGUCAUUCCUAAUUAUGACACCAAUGUAAUAAUAACUAAUCUUAACAGCUUUGAUAACUUGCCGCACGACACAACACUUGAAUGGACUUGUACAGGUGGAAGUUCCAAAUCUUCAGUUGAACGCAUUAUUUGUAUAGAUGGAAUACUCAAAGCAGAAAAAGAUGGAAAAGAAAUUACGGCUGCAAAUUAUUCUAAUCCCUCUGAUAUAAAUCGUAGUCUUAUGCAUGAACUAUGCAUUUUACAAACAACAGUAACUUCUUCCAAUGUUACAACAUCCAAACCAAGUUCAAUUCCGUCAACACCCUCAGAAACACCAUCAUCAGACGUUUUAACUGCCAAUUUUUCUUCAGUUGCAACAUCCAUGCCAUUACCAGUGUCAUCCAUAUCUUUAAGUAUGGGUUUAUCGCCAAGUAUAUCAAUUGUAUCAACCUCAGUCCUAUCCAAAGUUACAGUUCCCACACCAACUACAAUAUCGUCCAUAUCUUCAAGAACGAAUUCAGUAACAAACGCAUCAUCAAUAAACUCAGGAACAAAAGUUCAGGAUAUCUCUCCAACAAAAGUCUUAUCUGUGACUACAUCACCCAUAUUAACUUCAGUUUCACCGAUCUCUUUAAGAAUGGAUUCAUCGUCAGAAGAUUCAGCUCUAUUGUCUUCAAACUUAGAAAGAGAAAUAGGAGAAACCAUUCCAACAAAUGUCUUAUACCCGACUGGAAUACCAAUACCAAUUUCAGUAUCGUCUAUAUCUUCAUCUUUGGACAUACCAAUUGUAUCAGUUACAAAAUCUCAGGAAACUAUACAAGCCGCAGUCCUAUCAUUGACGAGAACAUCGAUACCAACUUCAGUAUCAUCCAUAUCUUCAAGAAUGAAUUCAGUAACAAACGCACAAUCUAUAAACUCAGAAACAAAAAUUAAGGAUAUUUUUCCAACAAAAGUCUUAUCCGUGACUACAUCACCCAUACUAACUUCAUGUGCACCAAUCUCGUCAAGAAUGGUUUCAUGGUCAGACGAUUCAGCUGAUUUGUCUUCAGACUUAGAAAGAAAACGUGAGGAGACCAUGCCAACAAAACUCUUAUCACAGACUGGAAUGCCAGUACCAAUUUCAGUAUCGUCUAUAUCUUCAAUGGUGGAUUCAUCUUUGGACAUAUCACCUGUAUCAGUUACAAAUUCAGUUACAAAAUGUCAGGAAACCUUACCAUCCACAGUCCUACCAUUGACUAGAUUACCCAUACCAUCUUCAGUAUCGUCUGCAUCUUCAAGAAUGAAUUCAUCAUCAUCAGACAUUUCAACUUCAUCAUCUGUAAGCACAACAAUAAAUGUUCAAGCUACAUUACAAACACAAGUGUUACCAAAGACAACGCUAUCAAUAACAACGUCAAUGUCACCCACGCCUUCAAGAAUGGAUUCAUCGUCCGACUAUUCACCUGUAUCAACUACAAACUCAGUAUCAGAAAUAAAGGGUACCUUGCCAACAAUAGUCCCAUCCUCGACCCAAAUACCCAUACGGAUUUCAGUAUCGUAUAUAUUUCCAAUAAUGGAGUCAUCUUUAGACAUAUCAGCUGCAUCAGUAUUAGAAUCAGUGACAGAAAGUCAGGAUUCCAAGCAAACAAAAGAUUUAACCUUGACUAGAUCAUCCAUACCAAUCUCCUCAAUAUCGUUCACAUCUUCAUUAAUUGAAUCAUCAUCAGAAUUUUCAACUUUAUCAUUUUCAAAUGUAUUAAUAAAAGACCAGAGUGCAAUAUUUAUACCAGCAACGGUAUCGUCCACAUCCUCAAGAAUGGAUUCAUCGUCAGAUUUAUCUUCUGCACCAAGUGCAAACAUGGUAACAAAAAGCAAUAUCCUAUCAAGUGAUAAGUCUUCUACAAUGACAAUUGAAACAAAGAAUAUUGAAAUAAGUUCAGGGGCUGUUGGUCUGAAUACUUAUUUGUUGGUUUAUAUUUUCUUUCUCUGUUAUAUGUUACAACAGUUUACUUAAAUCCAACAAUGAAGACCAAAUAAAUCACUAGUCCUCGAGCAUUCAUGAUUUUACAGUUUGUGUUUAAACAACAGAUAAGAUCUUUUGAAGGCAUUUCUUAUUUCGAGUUAAUGUUUUACAGCGUUUGUCUUUUAACAUAUAUUUACCUUACAAAAACAAUGAAUCAAAUUCAUACGAUGUUCAAAGUAUUAAGUAACUUUCGAUAUCCAGAAUUAUAGGCGCAGAGAGAAAACUUCCUGCUCACAGUCCUCGAGACGAGUUCAGAGACAAGUGGACGUGAAGUGAAAUAAUACUUAGUUCAAGCGAGUGAUGCCAAAAUGACGAAAAUAACACAUUGGUAAAACUCGUGGCGUCGUAAAAUUUUCAUUUCUACAAUUUUGCCAAGUUACUUGCAUUUUCGCAAGUUUGAGUGAAAUUUCAGUCAUUCAGAAUGAAAGAAUUAUUUCUUUUUCUAAGAGCUUCUGCAUUUUCCUGCAAUUUUAUUUGGGGCAAAUGGUCGAAUGGGCAACUGUCAGAGGAGAUUAAGCGUAUGAAAGUAAAGUUUGUUAUUGCGCUAUUUUAUAACUAUGCCAGACUAAACAGAAUAAAUCGAUUAAUUAUGUAGAAUAAAACAUACAUAUUGC